Messenger RNA from Spinacia oleracea (spinach), 972 nucleotides. Its product is annotated as dolichol-phosphate mannosyltransferase subunit 1. The record is from RefSeq and is a predicted model, not a curated record. The transcript has 5 exons. Gene Ontology annotation, molecular function: dolichyl-phosphate beta-D-mannosyltransferase activity. Gene Ontology annotation, cellular component: endoplasmic reticulum membrane. The coding region runs from base 105 to 836 and encodes 243 amino acids. Lineage: Eukaryota; Viridiplantae; Streptophyta; Magnoliopsida; Caryophyllales; Amaranthaceae. Gene Ontology annotation, biological process: dolichol-linked oligosaccharide biosynthetic process; protein O-linked glycosylation via mannose; GPI anchor biosynthetic process.
UUUUGGUAUGAACAAAUAAUCAAAAUUCAAAAGUGGACUUUGUUCUCGCUCGCAGAAAGGCUUGAGCCAAUCCAGAAUUCUAGGGUUCAUCCUCCAAACUAAAAAUGGCAGAAAAGCAGGAGAGAGAAAAGAGCAAAUUCAGCAUAAUCGUGCCUACUUACAACGAGCGUCUUAACAUUGCCCUAGUCGUUUACCUCAUCUUUAAACAUCUCAGGGAUAUUGACUUUGAAAUAAUAGUCGUGGACGAUGGGAGUCCAGAUGGUACUCAAGAAAUCGUUAAACAGUUGCAGCAAGUGUACGGGGAUGAUCGGAUAAUUUUGGCAGCUAGACCUAAGAAACUUGGGCUAGGAACUGCAUAUGCUCAUGGCUUGAAGCAUGCAUCUGGCAAUUUUAUUGUAAUUAUGGAUGCUGAUCUCUCGCAUCAUCCAAAAUAUUUACCAAGCUUCAUCAAGAAACAGAUGGAGACGGGUGCAAGCAUAGUAACCGGAACUCGAUAUGUAAGCGGUGGUGGUGUACAUGGGUGGAAUCUUAUGCGCAAACUUACAAGCAGAGGGGCAAAUGUACUUGCACACACAAUUCUUUGGCCAGGUGUUUCAGAUUUGACUGGAUCAUUUAGGCUUUACAGGAAAUCUGUUGUUGAAGAUCUCAUUAGGUCUUGUGUCAGUAAAGGUUAUGUGUUUCAAAUGGAGAUGAUUGUUAGAGCGUCAAGAAAAGGCCAUCAUAUUGAAGAGGUUCCAAUCACAUUUGUUGAUAGAGUAUAUGGAAGCUCAAAACUUGGUGGAUCUGAAAUUGUGGAAUAUUUGAAAGGCCUUGUAUAUCUUCUGUUCACAACAUGAUACCUGUAAUUAAUCAGUUUUUCGGGAUUCAGUAUUGGAAAUGCAUAUGAUGAAACAUUAAAGCAGGGAUGAGAAUGGAUGAUAUCCUGUCCUUGGAAAUUUUAUGCCUUAUCAUACAGUUUUGUUUCUGAGUUAA